Salvia splendens (bonfire salvia) is the source of this 2079-nucleotide messenger RNA. RefSeq names its product cytochrome P450 734A1. Gene Ontology annotation, biological process: brassinosteroid metabolic process; brassinosteroid homeostasis. NCBI's taxonomy places the organism in Eukaryota, Viridiplantae, Streptophyta, Magnoliopsida, Lamiales, Lamiaceae. The transcript is spliced from 5 exons. The record is from RefSeq and is a predicted model, not a curated record. The coding region runs from base 174 to 1730 and encodes 518 amino acids. Gene Ontology annotation, molecular function: heme binding; iron ion binding; oxidoreductase activity, acting on paired donors, with incorporation or reduction of molecular oxygen.
UAGUUGACCUUAAAUUCUUUUAGGUUGCUUCUCCCCUCUGCCUGUUUAAGCCCAUCUUCAUCCUGUUGUCCUACACAACAGACAAGAAAGCUCUACUUUCUCUUCUCUGUAUAAAAACAAACACAAUCCAUCCAGCCACCAAAACAAUAUUCUCAACCAACACUUAAAGAAAAAUGGAAGAUAGCCACUUCCAUUUGCUAUGGCUUCUUCUCAUCUCAUACAUUCUGUUUGUGGUGGUGCUCAAAGCUGUGGUUCAUCUGUGGUGGGCACCAAGGAGAGUUGAGAAUUUCUUCAUGAAACAAGGAAUCAAAGGCCCCAAAUACCAGCUCUUCUUGGGGAAUUUGAAGGAAUUAGCCAGCUUGAAUAUGAUGGCUUCUGCUCAAUCCAUGCCCCCUCUCUCACACAAUAUUCUCCCUAGAGUCCUCUCUUUCUACCAUCAUUGGAAGAAGAUAUAUGGCUCCAUGUUCCUAGUGUGGUUUGGGCCAACAGCAAGGCUGACAGUGUCUGAUCCAGCCCUGAUUAGAGAGAUCUUCAUCUUGAAAUCAGAACUGUUUGAGAAGAAUGAGUCACCACCACUGGUUAGGAAAAUUGAAGGUGAUGGCUUGCUCAGCCUCAAGGGGGAGAAAUGGUCUCACCACAGGAAGAUCAUCCAGCCAGCUUUCCACACAGAAAAUCUCAAGCUGAUGAUGCCAAUGAUGGGGAAGAGCAUGGAAGCAGCAAUGAUGCAAUGGAAUGAGGAAAUGAGCAAUGGUGGGAAAGUGGAAGUGGAUGUAUCAGAUUGGUUUGAGAAAGUGGUUGAGGAUGUGAUCACAAGAGCUACUUUUGGGAGAAGCUAUGAGGAAGGAAAAGCCAUUUUUGAGCUGCAAUCUCAGCAGAUGGAACAUGCCACUGAGGCCUAUCAGAAAGUCUUCAUCCCUGGCUACAGAUUCUUGCCGACGAAAAAGAACAGAAUAUCUUGGAGACUGGAAAAGGAAAUUAGGAAAUCGCUGGUGAAGCUGAUCGAAGGAAGGAGGAGGUGUCAGGGGGUGUCAGACGAAUGUCCGAACGAUUUAUUGGAAGUGAUGAUAAAGGCGAGCGAGAGAGACGGAGAGGAAUCGGCGAUGGCGAUGACGGCGAGCGACGUGGUGGAGGAGUGCAAGACGAUAUUCUUCGCCGGAAAGCACACGACGGCGAAUCUGCUGACGUGGACGACGGUGCUGCUGGCCAUGCAUCCCCAGUGGCAGGAACAGGCACGUGAGGAGGUCCUGAGGGUGUGCGGAUCACGUGAUUGCCCUACCAAGGAUGAUCUCCCCAAGCUCAAAACGCUGGGAAUGAUCCUCAACGAAUCACUGCGGUUGUACCCGCCAGCAGUGGCAAUAAUCAGACGCGCGAAGCGGGAUAUGCAGCUGGGUGGGCUCCACAUCCCCCGGUCCACGGAGCUCCUAAUCCCAAUCCUAGCCGUCCAUCACGACCCGACCCUGUGGCGCCACGACCCGCACGAGUUCAACCCGGCCCGCUUCUCCAAGGGCGUCGCGCACGCCACCACCCACCCCAUGGCCUACAUGCCCUUCGGCCUCGGCGCCCGCCGAUGCGUCGGCCAGAACCUCGCCAUUUUCCAAGCCAAACUCGCCGUCGCGAUGAUCCUCCAGCGCUUCUCCUUCCACCUCGCGCCCACCUACCAGCACGCGCCCUCCGUGCUCAUGCUUUUGCACCCGCAGCACGGCGCGCCCAUCGUCUUCACUAAAUUAUAAUACUAGCAAUUUUUUAUUAUUUUUAAAAGUAUUGUUAUUAUUAUGAAGAAAAAAAAAAGAAUUUUCCGCUAAUUAGGGGGGUGUUAAUUUCUUCUAACUUGGGAUGGGGAGUGUUUGGUAGGAUUUCAUCUAACCCUUUUUCACGUGUUAAUUAGCUCAGCCCUUUAAUUUACUGGGGUGAUGGCUAAUUAAGUUGGUGUUAGGUCAUUUUGUCAAGGAUUGAUGGAGUGAUCAAGAAAAUCUAUAUAUAUAAAUGUAUCUUCUCUAUCUUUUGUAUUUCGAAUAUGUAAAUUCUUGGUUGUACACAUCUUGAUUUUUGGUUAUUAUAUUGGCAUUUCAGAUGUCUGCA